This is a messenger RNA of Rotaria socialis, 672 nucleotides long. The record is from the annotation of a GenBank genome assembly. NCBI's taxonomy places the organism in Eukaryota, Metazoa, Rotifera, Eurotatoria, Philodinida, Philodinidae.
AUGCGUAGGCAUCGUGUUGAUGGGGAAUCCUUCAUUUUAAUCGAUUUAUUUUCAUAUUACGCAAGUGCAAAACCAAAACCAAAUAGAAAAGAUGAAAGCGAAUUAACAGGGCUUCAUGGUACAUAUCACCCGAAUGAAGCUGCAGUCUCAGUUGGAGCCUGUUUGUCAUGUUCUACUGGCACCUACAAUCCCAACACUGGAAAAGGGAACUGCACAAGAUGUCCUCAUGGAACAUAUUGUGAUACAACUGGAACAACAUCGUAUAAAGAGUGCCCACCAGAAACUUAUCAACCGAGCGAGGGUGCAAUCUCGGCUCAAACUUGUUUAAAAUGUCCCGCUGGUACUUCGCAUCCAUUGUCUGCUGGAUAUGAAUGUUAUCGAUGUCCUGAAAGUUAUACCUGCAACGAUCCCGAUGUAGCACCAAUAGCUAUAUCGAAUGGAACAUCAUCGACAUCAGCUGCGUGCUCGUCUGCAACUUUUCCAACAAUAGAUUUAUCAACAUCAGAUUCAUCGGCGUCCGUUUUAGCAACGGUUAUUUCAUCGCACACAACCUUAUCAACGAUAGCUGUAUUUAAUAUGGCAAUUGCAGCGACUGGAACUUUGUCUGUAGAAGCGAGUCAGACAUUGAUAACGAUGCUAGUAUGGAGUAUAAUGUUGAGUAUUUACCAUUAA